AUGGGUUCUUUCGAAAUAAUCUCCAUUUUCCUUAUUGUCCUACUUUUCCCAUCAUUUCACCCCAAAGGUGGAGCUUCAGCUUCUGCUGAAGAGGCUGCUGCACUUCUGAAAUGGAAAGCCAGAUUUCAGAACCAGAACAAUGGCUUGCUAACCUCAUGGAACCUUCAAUCCAUGAAUGCUAGCAACUCUUCCAACCUUCCAUGCACUUGGGCUGGUAUUUCUUGCAUUAAUGGAAGUGUUAACAGGUUGAAUCUCUCAGCAUGGGGUAUUAAAGGUAGCCUUUAUGACUUCCCUCUUUUGUCCCUCCCAAAUCUUGAAUAUCUUGAUCUCAGCCUGAACCAGUUCUUUGGCAGCAUACCUCGUCAAAUAGGUAACCUGUCGAAGCUCAUUUAUCUUGAUUUCUCAGUUAAUGAGCUGUCACAAGAAAUCCCACCUGAAAUUUGCAACCUAAGAAACUUGAUUUAUUUAGCUCUUGUGCGUAAUCAACUUUCAGGUCCAAUUCCUCCAGAAAUAGGAACUAUGUAUAAUAUUGUUGACAUUUAUUUGGAGUUUAACAAUUUAACAGGUUCAAUUCCAGCCUCUUUUGGCAACCUCAAUAGGCUAGUUAACUUAUACCUUUUCCAUAAUCACCUAUCUGGUCCUAUUCCUCGUGCCAUUGGAAACUUGAUUUCACUUCAGUUUCUUGACUUGUCUCAAAAUUAUCUUACCGGUUCAAUCCCCGAGUCACUAGGCAAUUUAACCAAUUUGAUUCAUUUGUAUCUCUUUGAUAACCGACUUUCUGGUUCAAUUCCAAAGAAUUUAGGUGAUCUAAAAUUCCUGACGCUUAUGGAAUUAGGUGAGAACCAACUUAAUGGUUCCAUUCCUGUUUCAAUUGGUAACUUGAGUAACUUGGAAAGAUUAUAUCUUCUAAAAAACCAAUUUUCUGGUACCAUCCCACAAGAGCUUGGAAACCUGAAAAAGUUGUUAGUUUUGGAAUUGGAUCAAAAUCAGUUAUCUGGUCCAUUGCCAGAACUACUAUGUCAAAAUGGAACCCUCCAAAACAUUACUGUGUCUGAGAACAUGCUUACAGGUCCAAUCCCCGGAAGCUUGAAAAAUUGCUCAAGCUUGAUUAGGACCCGUUUCAAUGGGAACCAUUUCCACGGUAACUUACCUCAGCAACAACGAAUUCUAUGGGGAACUCUCCAGCAGCUGGGGAAAAUGCAAAAUCUUGAGAACCCUGAUGGUUGCAAAUAG
Coffea eugenioides is the source of this 1233-nucleotide messenger RNA. Its product is annotated as probable leucine-rich repeat receptor-like protein kinase At1g35710. NCBI's taxonomy places the organism in Eukaryota, Viridiplantae, Streptophyta, Magnoliopsida, Gentianales, Rubiaceae. The coding region runs from base 1 to 1233 and encodes 410 amino acids. Gene Ontology annotation, molecular function: protein binding. The record is from RefSeq and is a predicted model, not a curated record. The transcript is spliced from 2 exons.